AAUGUAUCACAUAUACUAACAAUAAGAAAUGUUUUGUGAAACUUUUCUUUCACUUAUGUUCCUAUGUGUUGACUGAUGUAAGCACAUUUCUUCCUAUGGCCAUUGAUCAUAGCUUGAAAGCCUUUAGAGUAGAGAAAUAUGGGAAGGAGGUGGAGAAGGAGGAAAUGGAUAUAAAAGGUAUCGGAGGGGCACCUGGUUGACUCAAUGGGUUAAGCCUCUGACUUUUAAUUUCAGCUCAGGGCAUAAUCUCAGAGUGGUGAGAUCAAGCCCCACUUCAGGCAUUAUGCUGGGUGUAUAGCCUGCUUAAGAUUCUCUCUGUCUGCCCUCCCCCCAGCCCACCCAACACUUGGUCUCUCUCUCUCUCUCUCUCAUUCUCUGUCAAAAAAAAAAAAAGAGAGAGAGAGAAUUUAAAAAGAAAUAUUGGAGGAAAACAAAUGUGAAUCUUAAAUGCUGCCAUCCAUAUGAACCUUUUUCCCUGAGAGGGGUUCACUCACCUACUCAUUUUAUUGUUUUUGCCUACUUCAUAUUUUUCAUUGUAUAUUAAUAAAUUAACAUCCUGGUUUAUUAAGAAUGGCAAGGCUUUGGGGGAUCUUACUGAAUGUUGUAAAUGUGAAAUUUCUCGUGUAUUUAGGUAGUACUGAGCUUAAAAUUAUAGGAUGAGACCUCCAUGAUUCUCAGGAAUCAUGAAAAUUCAUUGAAACAGUUUGAUUUGAUUUUUGGCUAAGUUUUAAAAUGUCUUUCCAUAAGAAAGCAGGAAAAGGUGCUUAGUUACACAAGUAGAUGGGAGGUCUUUCUCCCUACCUCGAUGAUUUUGCCACUCUAGUAGACUUAGUUUUUUCUGUCGGUGACAUGUUGUAAGAGUUGUUCAUACAAGCAUGAGUUACAUGUUAUGCCCUUGAUUGUCAAAUGUGAAUUAUUCUCUGGAGUGAAAAACAUUUUAAAACUGUAGAAAUUUGGUUGUUCUGUCAACUAAUACACUAAUUGGGAUGUCCUGCUGGUAAGGUUUGCCCAGAAAAUGUAAACCAAUUUUUCAUUUUGGCCUAAGCAAAGAAAAGAGAAACAAAAUGAGAAGACAGUUUGCCAUAAUCAUUCCUUUUUUUUUUUUUUUAAGAUUUUAUUUACUUAUUCAUGAGAGACAGAGAGGCAAAGAGAGAGGCAGAGAGUGAGGCAGAGACAGGAGAAGCAGGCUCCAUGCAAGGAGCCAGAUAUGGGACUCAAUCCUGGGACUCCUGAGAUCACGCCCUGAGCUGAAGGCAGAAGCUCAACCACUGAGCCACCCAGGCAUCCCUCAUUCCAUAUUUAAAUGUUAUUUGGUAUUCCCUUGGUGCAACAUUACACCACUUCUCUCGUAUACAUCUGGAUUUUUGAAAUCUGUCAUUUCUCCCAAGUUCUGCCGCUCGUUGUGAGGCCUUGGUCAAUCAGUGUAACUUUACUGAGCCUCAUCUGUAAAAGAGAAUCGUGUGUACAGUUGUGAGGCUCAGCUGAAGAAAUGUAUGCAAAAAUAUCUCACACAUGAUAAAUGGUCAGUGAAAGGUAGCUGCUGCUCUGCCAUUCCCAUGGUCCAGAAGGUUUGGGGGCAUCAAGAAAAUCAGCCUCCAUGGAGAGAUUUGAAGGUGUAAAAACCUUGGAUUAUAUACAUCUGGAUAGCUUUUUGGUUUUAGCAAAUGAUGUCAUCCUUUUCCUGGCUCUUUUUUUUUACUUAAGGCCUUUUAAGAUUUGUAUUGGCAUCAAAGAGCAGACCACUUCACAAUCCCAAUUUGUGUAAACCCUGCAAUAUAAACCAUGAGCUUGUCAGCACGGAUUUUCUGACAAAGACUUCGAAUACAUUGUUUUAAGAAAUAACUCUUCUGUUAGAGCAACCUGCGUACUAUUUAUUAGACAAUUUUUUCAUCUCAUUUAGAGACUACUGUUUGCAUUAUUAUAAGUGGACAUAUUUUCAUCUAGUAAAUCUCGUUUCUAGGUCUUGAUUCCUUACAAACUUCUAUUUCUCUUUUUCUGUUUUGGAACAUUAGAUGUCAACGGUGCUUUGAUUCAAAACAGGGAACAGGAACCUUGAAAAAAUUUAACACAUUACUAUGCUGGAUUCUGAGGAAACAUAAUAAAAUAUUGUCUUUUCUUUAGGAGGAUCAUCAGCUGGGCUGAGGUAUAAAAUUAGUGGGGAGAGAUCUGUAAGUGGAUAAAUUAGAAAACAAGAUGAAUAAAAGGCUGUGGAGCUUUGCAGAUGGAACAGUUGAUUGCCUGGGAAAGGUAGGGGAAGAUAUGUCUUAGAAGACGUGAUAUUUUAACUGAGUAGGACUUUGUCAGGCAAAAAAGUGGAAGAUAAGCAUCCUAGACACCUAAUUUUUAUUAUAGCAUAAAGACUUUUUUUAAAGCUGCCCUGCUCAAAAUGAUUACUAGCCCAUGUGUAUCCCAUUAUUUCAGAGUACUGUUGAACUUCAUAUCUUAAUGUGAUGAUUCUGAUAGAAUGUGCAUAGAAGCCUAGCUAAAACAUGAUUAUCACUUUUUUCACCUUGUAUAUAAUUCUUUUUACUAGGUUUUUAAAGUAUAUAUGCUAAUUUUAUGUCUAAUUUAGAAACUGACAUAAAUAUAUAUUUAAUGUAAUGCUGAUAGUCAUAGUAACUGUUUAAAUUAAGGACUCAUCAAGUUUGAUUCUCACAUUAUGAAGAAAUCUCAAUACAGAAGGAAGCAAGUUACAGGUUAUAGAUACAGAAGUAAAAUUAAAUCAUGAGUAGUUAUUAGAUAUUUCUUAUUAAAAGUAUGCAAAUUUUGUUUUAUCUUUUAAAAAGAUUUUUUUACAAUAGCAAUUGUAUUAGUUUUCUUUUGCUGCUAUAGCAAAUAACCACAAAUUUAGUGGCGUAAAAUAACACAAAUUUAUUAUCUUACAGUUCUGUAGGUCAGAAGUCUGACAGGGUUUUACUGGGCUAAAACCAAGGCAUUAGUAGCCCUUUGUUAAGACAUGGACAUCUUUUGGGGGGGAGGGAUCAUUAUUUUGCCUAUAACAGAAAAAUAUGAUUAGCUAAAAAACAACAUAUAAGCACUAUAAUACCAUUUAGCUACAGACGAAGUUAACAUUUUGACAUAUGCAUUUCUGUGCAUGUGUGUGUAAAAUUUUAUGAAGAAUGGUGUAACACCUCUUUAUCUCUAGCCACUCUUCUGCUAAUCUCAUUUGGUCUUAUAGAUUUAAUUAACGCCUAGAUAUUAAUGAUUCUCAAAUUUACACUUAAGCUCUGACCUCUUUCUUACACUAGUAAUGCAAUUUCCCACUUAGGAUCCCACUUGGCAGUUUGGUAGGCAUCAGUCUUCCCCAGCUCAUGACAGGGCAACUCCAUCUUUGCUGUGGCUCAGGGUAAAACCUGUGCUGAAUCCUUGACUGCUUUCUUUCUCUCCCAUCCCACAUCUCAUUUAUUAGCAGAUCCUUUAGAAUUCAUCCAGAAUCUGAUUUAACACCAGCCCCACCUGAUCCAUGUCCUCAUCAGUUCUCAUGUGCAGUAUUGCAGUCAUCUCUUAGCUGGUCUUCCCAUUUCUGUUCUUGCAUCCCCAUCAGAUCUUUUUAGAACAGAAGUCAGAUCAGGUUCUCCUUUGUCCUCUUGCUUCCCUUCUUGUUCAAAGUCAAAGUUCUUCCAGUCAUAUCUGUGGCUAUAUAUCUAACCCCCUCUUUGGCUUUCUCUCUUAUGCUUUCCCCCUUGCUUAUUCACGUCUAGCCACACUGGCCUCCUUAUUUAUAUGUCUGUUGUCUCUCUUCCCUUACUAUGUUAGCUUCAGGAGGGCAAGAACUUUGUUCUGUUUUGAUCUUUGUUGUAUCCCCAGUGCUAGACUAUUGCACGACACAUGGUAAAUGCUCAAAUAUUCAUUGAAUGAAUGCUUUAUAAUCUUGUUUCUCUCUCUUUCUCUCUCUCUCUCAGCAUAUUACUUUGCUGUUUUUUGAUCAUAACUAUGUUGGGUAACAAGAUAGUCAUGGGAGUCACAAAUCACAUUGAGCCAAAAAACAUCCAGUGUUUUCUGCGGUUACAAACAAAAUGAAUAUUCCCAUGCUACUGCAGCAUUCUCACCAGCGUUUCCUAAAAGGCCUUUUAAGAACACCUUUCCGUCGUUACCACUUCAUCUUUCACUCAAGUACUCAUCUCGGAUCAGGACUCCCUUGUGCUGGGCCAUUUAAUUCUCUCAGACUCCAUUGUACAGAAUGGAUACUGCUGUCAAAUGGUUUAAAGAGAAAAUUAUGUGUACAAACAACCUUAAAGGAACACACGGAAGAACUUUCUGAUAAAGAACAAAGAUUUGUGGAUAAACUUUAUACCGGUUUAAUCCAAGGGCACAGGGCCUGCUUAGCAGAGGCCAUAACUCUUAUAGAAUCAACCCACAAAAGGAAAAAAGAGUUAGCUCAGGUGCUUCUUCAGAAAGUAUUAGUCUACCACAGAGAGCGAGAACAAAUAAAUAAAGGAAAACCACUAGCAUUUCGAGUGGGAUUGUCUGGGCCCCCUGGUGCUGGAAAAUCAACCUUUAUAGAGUAUUUUGGAAAAAUGCUUACUGAGAGAGGCCACAAAUUAUCUGUACUAGCUGUGGACCCUUCUUCUUGUACUAGUGGUGGAUCACUCCUAGGUGAUAAAACCCGAAUGACUGAGUUAUCAAGAGAUAUGAAUGCAUACAUCAGGCCAUCUCCUACUAGAGGUACUUUAGGAGGUGUGACAAGGACCACAAAUGAAGCUAUUCUGUUGUGUGAAGGAGGGGGAUAUGACAUUGUUCUUAUUGAAACCGUAGGUGUGGGCCAGUCGGAGUUUGCUGUUGCUGAUAUGGUUGACAUGUUUGUUUUACUGCUGCCACCAGCGGGAGGAGACGAAUUGCAGGGUAUCAAAAGAGGUAUAAUUGAGAUGGCAGACCUGGUGGCUGUAACUAAAUCUGAUGGAGACUUGAUUGUGCCAGCUCGAAGGAUCCAAGCAGAGUACGUGAGUGCACUGAAGUUACUCCGCAAACGUUCAGAAGUCUGGAGACCAAAGGUAAUUCGUAUCUCUGCCAGAAGUGGAGAGGGGAUCACUGAAAUGUGGGAUAAAAUGAAAGAGUUCUGGGACCUCAUGCUUGCCAGUGGAGAGCUGAUGGCCAAACGACAGAGGCAGCAGAAAGUGUGGAUGUGGAAUCUCAUUCAGGAAAGUGUGUUAGAACAUUUCAGGACCCAUCCCACCGUCCGGGAACAGAUUCCUCUUCUGGAACAAAAGGUGCUCAGUGGGGCCCUGUCCCCAGGACUAGCAGCAGACGUGUUGUUGAAAACUUUUAAAAGCAGAGACUAAUGGAGUUUAUCCUAUACAAUGACUUUAUCUAUCAUUUCAUAAAGUAUUUUAAUAUUAACAGUCACUUGAAUGCUUAUGUUUUUGGUAAUUCUUUUGUGGUGCCCUUGGCCUCGUUUGUGAACCAUGCUUAAAAAGUUGAAGAACAUUGGAUAUGGCUGGCAAAGUUCAGGCCGUCGGCAGUAUUUAUAAGGGGCCUCUUGUAUGUUACUGAUUUCCACUUCUUUCUCUUCUUAUACCCAUGGUAGCUGGUAGGAUAGUUCCUUCUCAUCAGUCACUAGCAGAGAAAGCUGAAGAGAAUGGGGAAAGCUCAUGUACCUUCAAAUGUUUUCUUUGAUUCGUAUUCUCUUGAGUAUCCAGAGGAAACGUAAGCAAGACUGACCACAUUUCUGAAUUCUUACUUCAGGCCAGAAUCAUACACAAUGGGUUUCUAAGAGGUGAAAGUCAUGACUGAUACUUAGUGUACCAGACUAUUCUAGGAAUUUCUGAAAUGGGCAUGUACAUGAGUAACAAAACAAAUGGGAUGUGUAGUGAUGUGAACACAAGUUUAAAGUCUACUUGUCUAGACUUGUGCACCACCCCCGCCCCCAUAAUAGGUAGCAGAGCCUGAAGGGAAUUAGGGGAAAUCAGCUUCAAAUAAUGAGGCCCAUUAAUCCCUAACAGUUGGAGUAAACCCUCAAAAGACCUAAGUGAGGUCCCAGUGAUUCAAGAGUUAAUUCAGUUUGAAAUUAUCAAAGUCUUUUGCUUCUCUUCCUUCUUGGUCAUUGGACUUCAUAGUAGCAUCUUAAAAAUCUAUCUUACUCCUGAUAAGGAGGAACAAGUUUUGUGUUCCAGAGGAAGCAUGGCACAGUAAUAAGGGGUUGGGUUCUGGUGUUGGACUGUGUGGGUUUAAACUUUAAACCUAAAUCAGUUGUUUAUUAGCUGUUUAAGUUUAGACAAAUAACCUACCUCUAAGUUUUAGUUUCUUCCCUGCUAAAAGGGAAUUGACAUGUUAACUUUAUAGGUUUGAUGAAGAUAAAUGAGAUAACUCAGGAGAAUCAUUUUGCUACUGUGAUGGUACAUGGGGAAUAUCCAGAGACUGCUUGCUAUUAUUAUUAUUUUAGUUAUAAAUACUUGAAGCUGUACCAAUCUUAUAUAUAAGUUGAAUUUUCUCUCGUGGUCUUACAAUUACCAUCAUGCUCUUGUGAUGUUUUAUAAUUCUCUUUAAAGUACCUGCUAUAGUUAAUCUUUAAAUAUAUUUUAUACUGUUUGAUGGUAGGUAUAAGUUUGUACAUCUGAAUAAAAUUACUUCUAACCAUAAAAUUUCUCCAUUGCACAAAAUUUCUUCCCAGAAAUUCCAAACCUAUACUAUUCUGAAUCCUUUAGAAUAUUUUACAUAGUAUGUCAGUUUUCACUGUUACCCUCUUAUCUGGAAUUAAAUUACUUGAGUAUUGGGGAUGCCUGGGUGGCUCACUGAUUGAGCAUCUGCCUUUGGCUCAGGCCAUGAUCCCAAGGUCCUUAGAUCAGGUCCUGCAUCAGCCUCCCUGCACUCUGCCUAUGUCUCUGCUUCUCUUGUCUCUCAUGAACAAAUAAAUAAAUAAAAUAUUUUUAAAGAAUUACUUGAGUAUUAUUUUAGCAAACAUUCCAUAAUUUUUUAAAAGGAUUUCUGUUAGUGGCAUACUGUUAGUGGCAUCUUAUAUGAGGGCCAGGAGAAACCAAAAGAUUAUCCAGUCAAUUCACCUAGUUUUAGAAAGGACAAUCAUUAAACUGGAUGAAAACCUGUUUUUAGAAUCUUCCAGAGAAAGAAUUUCAUAAUUUCUCUUAGUAAACUAUUACAAGGAAUGACAAGCCUAUCAUUUGUGGCACAGUGUAGGUGGCAGUGGAGCAUAUGCACCUUGCAUUAUGAAGAAGGUGGCAAAAGGGUGGCUUUUGUUAGCCAUCAACUUAGCUAUGCAUUUCUUUUCAAGUUUGAAUUACUUUUAAAUGUCACAAAUAUAGUCAUAAAAAGCAUUGGAACCCUCUCCCCUUUGUCCUGUUUAUGUGGUUAUUGGACCACUGGUUAUAAUAUAGAGACCAAUUUCUAAGAUAUCGUUUAUUUUUUUUAAAUUUUUUAAUUUUAUUUAUUCAUA
This is a messenger RNA of Nyctereutes procyonoides (raccoon dog), 7384 nucleotides long. RefSeq names its product metabolism of cobalamin associated A (gene MMAA). Gene Ontology annotation, molecular function: GTP binding; GTPase activity. The record is from RefSeq and is a predicted model, not a curated record. Lineage: Eukaryota; Metazoa; Chordata; Mammalia; Carnivora; Canidae. The transcript has 7 exons. The coding region runs from base 4017 to 5279 and encodes 420 amino acids. Gene Ontology annotation, cellular component: cytoplasm.